UUCUUUUAUGCUAAAAAAGAAAAUUCCCCAGAGUGCUUACAAUCUCUCUUCCCACUUCCUUUUUCUGCCCUAAAUAAACAAUAGCAAAUGAACACCCAACCAGGGUUGUGUCUGAUCAAACAAUCAUGGAUCGGUAGCCAUUUUUGGAGAAGGAAUUUGUGGCUGCUCCAGCUACUGGGCAUUUUGUCUGUUCUAGUUCAUGUAGUCUCCCAACACCCCAUGAGGCAAGGCUUUGUUAGUCCCAUUUUACUGAAAAUGAACUAAGACUCAGAGAGAUAAAGCUGUUGCCCAGUGAGCCUUCUUUACACCCUCCAGACCCACUGUGCUAAUUCCCUCUUCUGAUGACCUAACGAUUCUGAGCUUGGCAAAGGUCUUAUCUCCCAGCUUUCCCAGACCCAGUGUUCCAGGAAUGUGACCCUUUGCUGCAGCAGCUGCUGGAGGAGGGCAGAGGGGGAUGGGCUGGAGGUUGAGCAAACAGAGAGGCAGAAAAGGCAUUUCCUCUUCACCAGUCCCCUCCCUCCCUGUCUCUGCCUCUCCCUCCCUUCCUCAGGCAUCAGAGCGGAGUCCUCAAGGAGAGCAGAGUCCUCAGGGAGAUCAGAGCCCAGCUCGCCAGCCACUGAGCUAGAAGCCCUGUCAUGGCAACCCUGAGACCCCUUCUCAUGCUGGCCCUGCUGGCAUGGGUUGCUCUGGCUGACCAAGACUCCUGCAAGCACCGCUGCACUGAGGGCUUCAACCCCGACAAGAAGUGUCAGUGUGAUGAGCUCUGCUCUUACUACCAGAGCUGCUGCACGGACUAUAUGACUGAGUGCAAGAAAGUGACUCGUGGGGAUGUGUUCGUCAUGCCGGAGGAUGAGUACGGGGUCAGUGACUAUGACGAGGAGAACAAAAACACCACCACCGUGCACCCACAGCCCGGGGAGCCCUCCAUGACCCAUGACCUCCAGGCCCAGCCUGAAGGGAAUACUGAGCAGCCACAUGUUAUGACCUCAAGCUCUGAUACCCUUGAUCAAGGGGCCUCUGAGACCCUAGCAGAGGAGGAGCUGUGCAGCGGGAAGCCCUUCGAUGCCUUCACUGACCUCAAAAACGGUUCCAUCUUUGCCUUCCGAGGGCAGUACUGCUAUGAACUGGAUGAAAAGGCAGUGAGGCCUGGAUACCCCAAACUCAUCCGAGAUGUCUGGGGCAUCGAGGGCCCCAUCGAUGCCGCCUUCACCCGCAUCAACUGUCAGGGGAAGACCUACCUCUUCAAGGGUAGUCAGUACUGGCGCUUUGAGGAUGGUGUCCUGGACCCUGGUUACCCCCAAAAUAUCUCUGACGGCUUUGAUGGCAUUCCGGACAACGUGGAUGCAGCCUUGGCCCUCCCUGCCCAUAGCUACAGUGGACGGGAACAGGUCUACUUCUUCAAAGGGAAACAGUACUGGGAGUACCAGUUCCAGCACCAGCCCAGUCGGGAGGAAUGUGAAGGCAGUUCCCUGUCAGCAGUGUUUGAGCAGUUUGCCAUGAUGCAGCGGGACAGCUGGGAGGACAUCUUCGAGCUUCUCUUCUGGGGCAGAAGCUCUGCUGGUACCAGACAACCCCGGUUCAUUAGCCAGGAGUGGCACGGUGUGCCAGGACAAGUGGAUGCAGCCAUGGCUGGCCGCAUCUACGUCUCAGGCAUAGCACCCCGCCGCUCCUUGGCCAAGAAGCAAAAGUUUAACCAUCGCAGCCGCAAAGGCUACUCUUCACGCCAAGGUCGCAGCCGUGGCCACAAGCAGAACUCCCGCCGGCCAUCCCGAGCUACCUGGCUGUCCUUAUUCUCCAGUGAUGAAAGUGACUUGGGAAUCAACUCUUAUGAUGGGAUGGACUGGCUUGUGCCUGCCACCUGUGAACCCAUCCAGAGUGUCUUCUUCUUCUCUGGAGACAAGUACUAUCGAGUCAACCUUCGCACACGGCGAGUGGACACUGUGGACCCUCCCUACCCACGCUCCAUCGCUCAGUACUGGCUGGGCUGCCCAGCUCCUGGCCGUCUGUAGGAGUCAGAGCCCAUAUGGCUGGGCCCUCUGUAGCUCCCUCCUCUAAUCUCCUUCCCCCAGCCCAAUAAAGGUCCCUUAGCCAUGA
This is a messenger RNA of Cebus imitator (Panamanian white-faced capuchin), 2094 nucleotides long. It is a transcript of the gene VTN, whose product is annotated as vitronectin. The transcript has 8 exons. Lineage: Eukaryota; Metazoa; Chordata; Mammalia; Primates; Cebidae. The record is from RefSeq and is a predicted model, not a curated record. Gene Ontology annotation, biological process: cell adhesion mediated by integrin; cell-matrix adhesion; immune response. Bases 636 to 2009 code for a protein of 457 amino acids. Gene Ontology annotation, molecular function: scavenger receptor activity; polysaccharide binding; extracellular matrix binding.